GUGAUUUGUGGCUACCGAUCUACCUCUCAUAACCACCCAAAUCUACCACUGUGCGUGUCUCGCAAGUCACGCUUGUGCAAGCCGAAGUUUGGCCCGUUAACCCGGUUCUCUUGCCGUGGCCUACAGAUGCGUCACCUCGCUGCCUACCUUCUCCUCCAGAUCGGCGGUAACGCUAGCCCCUCCGCGGCGGAUGUCAAGAAGGUCCUCGGUGCUGUCGGCAUUGAGGCCGACGAUGAGCGCCUCGAGAAGCUCAUCUCUGAGCUCGACGGCAAGGAUGUCAGCGCGCUGAUCGCUGAGGGCUCCGCCAAGCUCGCUUCGGUCCCCUCUGGUGGUGCUGUUGCUGCGUCCUCUGGAGGUGCUGCUGCUAGUGGCGCCCCUGCUGCUGCUGCGGAAGAGAAGAAGGAGGAGAAGAAGGAGGAAGAGAAGGAGGAGUCCGACGACGACAUGGGCUUCGGUCUGUUCGACUAAACCAUGUAGCGUUAGCAAAAUUGUUCGUACCGUACAUCUCGCCGUGCCGGCGGCCGGGCAGCUAUGAUGACACGCUUGCACGACUUUUACUAUCCACGCCGCUCUGAUCUGAUUUGUCGGGCCACUGGGACGUGUCGGAUGAUAAAUACCACAACUUUGCUUGAUGCAUGUCAAUCAUGGAAUUGAACCGCCGGCUGCUUACACAAGCAUCAGCGCGAGGCACGCAGCUAUCCACGAUGCG
This is a messenger RNA of Dichomitus squalens LYAD-421 SS1, 709 nucleotides long. Its product is annotated as ribosomal protein 60S. The record is from RefSeq and is a predicted model, not a curated record. Gene Ontology annotation, biological process: cytoplasmic translational elongation. Lineage: Eukaryota; Fungi; Basidiomycota; Agaricomycetes; Polyporales; Polyporaceae. The transcript is spliced from 3 exons. The coding region runs from base 127 to 468 and encodes 113 amino acids. Gene Ontology annotation, cellular component: ribosome; cytosolic large ribosomal subunit. Gene Ontology annotation, molecular function: structural constituent of ribosome.